UGGUUGCAACUCUGGCUCCGACUCCGGUAGUAACUUUAUCCUUUGCCCAUCCCGAUAUACAGAUUUGAGAAAACUAUUAGGAAAGUCCGUUUUUAUCACAUAAAUGGAAGUUGCGAAUUAUAUGCCACAGAGUUAGAUAAAUAGAAUGUAUUGCAGAGGUUGUGUCAGAAAGUAAGGAAUUUUUGGUAGUAAUUUUUUAAUCAGGUAAAUUCGUAGUCUGCAUGUAAAUUACCUGUCCCAAACAAUUUCUUUAAUUUUGAUACCCUAUUCCAUAAUUUUAAUUGAAAAAGUAUACCCUACCCUGAUCCACAGCACAACCUGUCAAGUAUGGGGGUUCCUCCGGUGGAAUAGAUACAGAACCAUUGUGAAAUAUGAUAUCGAUGAUACUUUGUUCACGUCUCAGAAACCAUAUUAACUCAUCUUAUGUUGUGUCACAACAAAGUCUUUGCCGGGGAACAGAUCUUGCGAAGAGACAGACAUGUCGCUUCAUAGCGUUUCCGUCAAUGGAAAAUACAUUUUGAUUACAGCUCUGCUUUUGAGCUCCCUUGUCAUUGGUUGUUUAAUUGGAUACGCAAUAAAAACUCGCUCGACAGAAAAAGAUAGAAUUUACACAUCAAGCAAUGCUGAAGAAAAGGAGACUACGAGAUUUCAGCAACACAAGGAAGUGAUCGAUGAAAUGGAUGCAAAGAAUAUCGAAAAGGAUACCAAGUAUUUGUCAAAUUCCCCUCGAAUGUCAGGUUCGCGCAAUGCAGACGUAAUAACUGAUUAUGUGGCCACCAAGUGGCGUAAUUUUGGUUUGGAGACUGUUAAAAUUCAUAAAUACGAUGUGCUUCUAUCGUAUCCAGAAAAUCCUGCACAAAUAACCUCAAUCGCAGUUAAUGGAACGGUCUUCAACUUCACAAUCAGGAAUCCUGCAACAGGUAGCAAAGCAAAUGGUAUUGUGUCCCCAUUUCAUGCUUAUUCGCCCUCCGGAAAUGUAAGUGGGUAUCUUGUCUAUGCAAAUUAUGGAACAGAACAAGACUUCAAGGAACUAAAUGACAAUGGAGUGAGUGUGACAGGAAAAAUUGUCAUAAUGAGACACGGGUUUCCUUAUCGGGGCCAACAAGUAGAUUAUGCGAGCUUAAAUGGGGCGGUGGGGGUCAUCUUAUUCUCUGACCCUAUGGAGAUGAACCCAAAUGGAAAUGAUGCUAUGUACCCAAACGGAUGGGAGUUACCUGAUUCUGGUAUUCAAAUUGGAACAGUACUAGAAACAACAGGCGACCCACUUACUAGAGGCUAUCCUUCAAAGCAAGAUUUCUACCGACUAAAUGUCUCCAAGGCUUCACCACUCCCAAGUAUUCCCUCACAACCGGUUGCAUUUAAAGACGCCAAGGUUCUUCUGCAAGCAAUGGAUGGAAAAGACGCAUCAAAACACUUCCAAGGCGCUGGUGGAUUUACAUACAAGCUAAAUUCUUCACUUUUAAUUAGGAUGAACAUUCAAAAUAAGCUGGAGGUGAAAACUCUGAGCGUUAUAUCUGGUGUGAUUUAUGGAAAUGUUGAGCCAGAUAGAUAUGUUUUGAUUGGAAGCCACCGUGACAGUUGGGCGUAUGGCGCGUCAGACGCAUCUGGUGCGCAAGCUACUCUCGUGGAAAUUGCGCGAUGUUUGGGAAAAGCAAGGCUAUCUGGUUGGCGACCGCGUAGAAGUAUCAUGUUUUUGAGCUGGGACGGGCACGAGCAUGGGAUGCAUGGUUCCACAGAAUGGGUAGAAGAGCACGCCUCUAUGUUACAGGAACAAGCUGUGGCCUAUUUGAAUAUAGAUGUUGCUGUUGAAGGAAAUUACACGAUCGAUUUAAGAUCUACACCAGAACUUAAUGAUGUUCUUUUUGAUGAAACAAAGACCCUUACUGAACCUGUAUCGAAAAUAAAUUUGUACGAGGACUGGAUUCGAAAAAGCCCAAGUCCAUCUGAAAAAAAUGAACCAAGAACAAUUGUUCUUAUUACUGGAAGUGACUAUAAACCAUUUUACCACACCAUCGGUGUCUCAUCUGUCGAUUUAAAGUAUACAUAUGCAAAGACAAGAGGAACAAGGUAUCCACUUGGAAAUCCAAUGUACCAUUCAACGUUCGAUACAUUUGAUUGGCUCAAAAAGUUUAUAGAUCCAGAUUUCGGUUACCAUCUUUUGAUUGGAAAGUUGUGGAUGAAAACAACUUUGAAUCUGGCUGAUUCGACGAUUCUGCGAUUCAACCUCACCAGAGCGGCUAAUGCAAUUUACAAUUAUGCAGUUGCAUUUAAAAAUCGCCAUGAUGGCUAUAUUAGCCCACAAAACAUAUCAUGUGACUUAUUGGUUAAUUCUGCAUGGAACUUGACAUUGGCAGCUAAGGAUUUUGAUGCAAGAGUCAAGAAGGUAAACAAAAAUGAAGAUAUGAAAGUUCGAAUGGUGAACGAUCGCCUGCAGAAUUUCCAAAGACAGCUUAUCCACCAGACUGGGACCAUGGGAAGGGAUGACCUAAAAAAUGUCGUUUAUUCAACAAGGUGGGAUCUGUUGACAACUAGAACAAAAUUUACUGCUAUUUCUGAGGCUAUCUUCAGAGCAGUGAAUGGCAUUGAUAAGGACUGGGACCAAGUAAAGAGGCAAUUGAUGAUUGCCACAAAUCGUCUUCAAGCGGCCUCACAGUCGUAUAAAACAUCCCAAAUCUGACUAUAUUGAAAAUGUCUUUUUUUGAAAGAACCCUUAUUGAACAAGCCCGUAUGUGGAAAAGACUGAGCUCCGUUUAAGGUUACGGUAAACGUUUUAGACACGAUAUUUGGUUUUCUCUCUCUAAAAGCCAAACUAUUAACGGAAUAAGAUUAAGCUAUACACCAUUCAAAGCGCAAGAAUGUGGUGAUUCCAACCAUACCAAAAUAAUUGGCAAAUAUUGUAAAACAAUGCUUUCCAAGAAAUCGAUUGCUUAAACUAGUGUACCACCUUCAAAUGCUAUUAUGUACCCUUGCAUUUGAGAUAUCAAAAUCUGAUUUAUAUCAGCAAAAAGCGCAGAUCCUAAGCUACCUAAGUAUGCCUCAGAUUUUUCAAAUUCCUCCUCCUCUUGAAACUACACCCUGUCAAAAACUGGCAAACAAUUCCCUCUCAUAGCUGUAUUUGGCUAUAAAGGACAGACCAGAGGAAAUACAAAAAUUUUAAGACACUAUUUGCUUACCAGACAUCUGUCCUGGCCGUGUGCAAAUUUUUGAGCCAUUAGAAUGGUUCCUUGGGUACAAAAUAGCUUUUUCGUACCUUUAUGUAGCGGAAUUGUAAGUCCGGAGAAAACGGGAUUUUACUGAUCGCACUUGCAAGGUACACUCGUGCAUAGUGUAAUGCGGGUCAAGUCACUUGAAGCUUUAAGAUCAAUAAGUCUGCUUAAAAAACACAGCCGUACAUGGGAUAGAUGGAUGUGCCAUGCGACAUUGUAAAUUAGACAUGCGACCACAACCGCAAAGCAACGAUAAUCGGUUUAACAGGCCAAGGGAUUUUAAGACCUCAACUAAAAGUUUUGAUAAAGAAAUUAUGGAAACCUUCGUUUCCAUGGGAUUUUUUCCAAUUUCAAAAUUUCGGUUAAUUUCAUUGUGUGCCUUGAAAUUAUGGCUACUUGAGUGUGAAAUAAUCGAAAAUGGAUGUUUUCUUCCAGAAAACGUUUACCGUAAUCUUAAAAAAACAACAGUAUUGAAGUUACCGAUAACAAUUUUGAAUAUGUGCGUCUAGUGUAUCAAAAUAAUGAUUUACAAUCGAGUCAACAGCAAUUUAAUUUAUUGUAUGAAACAAUGUCCCGAAUGUCUAUUUUAGAUUGCUAAUUAAAAUCUAUAGUUAGUGUUGAAUGUUUGAUAAAUCUUUAACAAGAAAGUUGAUAAAUCUCCCAAUAUAUUGACUUGGUAAAAGCAAUACACUCAAAUUUAGAAGAGAAUGGGUGAUUCUCAAAAUUUCCCGCGUGAAAUCAGGCUCUGUUGCUCUGUUAAUUUCUGUUGCAAGUUGCUUUAAAUUCCUUGUAUGGAUGGUAACCGUAUUGUCUUAGAGCAGUAGUUGUUCAAAACUAGAUGAAAAUUCGUUAUAGGCUAUUUGCAAUGCUCUUUCAUUAAGGUUGUGAAAAAGUUUAUUGUUUUCCUAUUAUAAUACAUCCAUAACAAGGAACAAUAGUUGAAGAAUGUCAAAAAAAUUGUUCAUUAAAAGUUUUCUUUUAUCUUUGUUUAAAUAAGGUGCUAUAAUUGCAAAUGCAUUUAUCUUUUUUCCUGCUUCUUUACACAUAAUUUUGAUAUGGUAAUCAAAUGUUGAUUGGUUGUCUAUUGUUGCGUCCAAUAAUUUCACUUUGUCUUCUUCUUUUACUAUUUGCCUGUUUGCACAAAUGCUACAUUUUUCAACAUCGUUUGGUAUUGCUGAAAUCAUCAUAAGUUUGCAUUUGUCUCCACUGAGCUGCAUAGCAUUGUCUAUAAAACAUGUAAACCAUUGGUUUAUGACAUUCAUUUCUUGACCUAGUUUAGCUGAUAUGUCUUCCUUAUAAGUACCUUCAAACCAUAUGGUAUUAUCAUCAGCAUAGUUGCAUAUUUUGCUGUGAUCUAGGUUUAUGAACAUGUCGUUAAUGGAAAUGCUUAGAAGAAGGGGACCAAGGACAGAGCCUUGGGGAACACCUAUUUUUUCUUUUCUUUCGCUAAAGUUAGCAUUAAUUUUUACCAGUUGAAAUCACCUUUGCAGGUAGUCUUGGAUUAAUAAUAACGCAUCUCUACUAAGUCCAUAAGCUUCAAAUUUUGCUAGUAAGAUUUUAUGUGAGAAACACUCAAGUGAUUUGGAGAGACACAUAAGGACAGUGCCCACAAUUUUCUUACUACACUUCCUCCACGAAAGUACCUGGACAGUUCGAAGAUCGAUUUCGCUUUCAGACAAAACAAAUUUAGGCUGGCGAACACGACUUUUUAACUUAGUGAUAAUAAUUUUUUGAGAAACCCUUCCAAAAUAAAGCGCUACAAUCCUUACGCAAUCAACCUAUUUUUAAUUAUUUAUUAUUCAUUUUUUUUAAAUUCUUUAUACACAAAAUCCCCUGAUGUCUGUCCGUUUAUUUAACUGAUGUCAAAUAAAUGGAGAACAGCAAAGUUAGUUGACUUUGACUCAGUUGAAAUGGGCCCACAAAACAUAGUAAUUUUUUACAAACUGAUUCUCGAGACACAAAUAUUUUCGAAUUUAUUUUCUAUAAACUAUAAACUGAUUUUCAUUGAUGAAGAAAACGGUGAAGAAUAUUAUCUUUUAGCUUCUGUUUUUCUUUCUUUACUGGAAAACAGCAUAAAGCGUUUGGAGCCCUUUUAGAAUACACGUCUAGCAGCUUCAUUUAGAACACAUUCUAGUUGCAUUUUCCUUGAAAAAUGUUUGAAAAAUGCAGUUUGGUAGGUUUCCUUCCAACAAGAUAAAAUUUUAAAAGUUCAUAGGCCCCCAAAAAUAGGAACCGGUUUUAAAAUGACCAAAUUCACUGAUAUAGAGCUAAUUA
Messenger RNA from Rhopilema esculentum, 5480 nucleotides. NCBI's taxonomy places the organism in Eukaryota, Metazoa, Cnidaria, Scyphozoa, Rhizostomeae, Rhizostomatidae. The record is from RefSeq and is a predicted model, not a curated record.